GCGGGAGUGCGGCGGCGCGGGCCGGGCGGGCGCGGCGGGGACGUCUGCGGUCGGCGGUGGCCGGCGCGGGGAGCAGGGCCGCGCUCCGCUGCGCUCCGUGUCCCCCCGCACCGGCAGGCGCCAUGGCGGAGGCCGCGGGCACCGGCGCCGGCGGAGAGGCGGCGGCCGCGGCCGGCGCGGGCCCCGCGGGCUUGUCCCCGGGCCGGGGCUUCGCGAGCUACCGGCCCUUCGAGCCCCAGGCGCUGGGCCUGAGCCCGAGCUGGCGGCUGACGGGCUUCUCCGGCAUGAAGGGCUGAGGCUGCAAGGUCCCCCAGGAGACGCUGCUCAAGCUCCUGGCGGGACUGACGCGGCCCGACGUGCGGCCGGCGCGGGGCCCGGGCCUGGGGGGGGCCCGGGAAGAGCCGGCGCAGGAGGGAGGCCUGGCGGCCGGGGCCGAGCCCAGCGCCCCGUCUCCGGCCCUGGGCAUUGGGAUGGACUCGUGCGUCGUCCCGCUGAGGCACGGGGGCCUGUCGCUGGUGCAGACCACGGACUUCUUUUACCCCCUGGUGGAGGAUCCCUACAUGAUGGGGCGCAUAGCCUGUGCCAACGUGCUGAGCGACCUGUACGCCAUGGGCAUCACCGAGUGUGACAACAUGCUGAUGCUGCUCAGCGUCAGCCAGAGCAUGACGGACGAGGAGCGGGAGAAGAUCACGCCGCUGCUGAUCCGGGGCUUCCGCGACGCCGCCGAGGAAGGAGGCACCGCCGUGACCGGGGGGCAGACGGUGGUAAACCCUUGGGUUAUCGUCGGGGGGGUUGCCACUGUGGUGUGCCAGCCCAGCGAGCUCAUCAUGCCCGACAGCGCGGUCGUGGGGGACGUGCUCGUGCUGACCAAACCCUUAGGAACCCAGGUCGCGGUCAACGCCCACCAGUGGCUGGACAGCCCCGAGCGAUGGAGUAAAGUCAGUAUGGUGGUCUCCAGGGAGGAGGUGGAGCUGGCCUACCAGGAGGCCAUGUUCAGCAUGGCGACGCUGAACAGGACGGCCGCCGCCUUGAUGCACACGUUUAACGCGCACGCGGCCACCGAUGUCACCGGCUUCGGCAUCCUGGGACACUCUCAGAACCUGGCCAAGCAACAGAGAAACGAGGUGUCGUUUGUGAUUCAUAAUCUGCCCAUUAUUGCCAAGAUGGCAGCCAUCAGCAAGGCCAGCGGGCGCUUCGGGCUCCUUCAGGGGACCUCGGCGGAAACCUCCGGGGGAUUGCUGAUUUGUCUGCCAAGAGAACAGGCAGCUCGCUUUUGCUCCGAAAUCAAAUCUUCCAAGUACGGAGAGGGCCACCAGGCAUGGAUCGUCGGGAUUGUGGAGAAGGGAAACCGGACAGCCCGGAUCAUUGACAAGCCUCGAGUUAUUGAGGUCCUACCUCGGGGGGCUACUGCUACUGCUCUGGCUCCUGACAAUUCCAGUGCCGCCUCUGAGCCGAGUUCAUGAGAUGGAAUAGCACAAGCUGUUUGGACCUUAGAGCCUUUGUACACAAUCAUGAACAAUUCUCAGAACUUUAUUUUAAGAAGAAAUUUCCAAAGAAGGCCUCCUGCACAGUAGUUCCAGUGGCCCUUUCGAGGUCAUUUGAAUCCGCCCAUCAUAAGCUGCACAUUCCAAGGCCAGAAGUAACAUUUUGGACUUCAGGGGGGAGGUUUGUUCAUCUCAUAUGUGGAAGAAAAGCAGAAAAACCUCUGUUAGUUCUUUCCAAGAGCAAGAUAAAGCUAUUCUGGUUUGAGGGAUUUUUUUUUUUUUUCUUUCUUGGCACUGGGUUGAUUCAUGCCUGCACAGGGAGUGAGGUUAUUUGUUAGAAUUACAUACACACCAAAAAAAAAAAAAAAAAAGUAAAUUGCAAAAUUAUUUAGAUCAGAAGCAAAUAAGUUUGGACCAAUACUGUUGAUAAAUCUAAAUUGUUAAGAGAGAUCUUACAUUGCAUUGUCAAAUUCUUCAUUAGAUUUUUCUGAAGUACUGGCUCUUUCCUGCUUUGGACAAGAAUUGAGCAGCUUGUCCAAUGACUGGGAAAGGAGGACCUGCGACCAUCUCAUUUGGUCUCUGUUAAUGACGUCUCUCUCUCUAAACCCCUUUAAGGACUGGGAGAGGCAGAACAAGCCCCAGAGCCCAAACCUUGGUGGUCAUUAAGAUAUUCAAUCUUGUGUUGAAAAUUCCUGGUGAUUUAAUCAAUAAAGUAAUUUUUAGCGAAAUAAAUAAAAAGGACUUUGUGGAAAAAUU
This is a messenger RNA of Mustela lutreola (European mink), 2240 nucleotides long. RefSeq names its product selenophosphate synthetase 2 (gene SEPHS2). The transcript has a single exon. Gene Ontology annotation, cellular component: cytoplasm. Gene Ontology annotation, molecular function: selenide, water dikinase activity; ATP binding. Gene Ontology annotation, biological process: L-selenocysteine biosynthetic process. NCBI's taxonomy places the organism in Eukaryota, Metazoa, Chordata, Mammalia, Carnivora, Mustelidae. The record is from RefSeq and is a predicted model, not a curated record.